Molecule: messenger RNA, 612 nt
Organism: Pieris rapae (cabbage white)
Lineage: Eukaryota; Metazoa; Arthropoda; Insecta; Lepidoptera; Pieridae
Exons: 4
Coding region: 221-577 (118 amino acids)
Source: RefSeq, a predicted model, not a curated record
UUACGCAUCACAACCUUACUGAAACUGGUACGAAAUCGUCACUGUAAACAAAUAAUUAAAGUUAUUUAGCGGACGCUAAUCGAUCUGAUACAUUUAUACAAAUCAUUACCGAGUGUGAAUGACGCACACAGUCACUGUGGAAGGGAUUUUCGCUGGUAUUUAAAGAUAUUUUUCUUUUAUUUAUAAGCAAUAGCAAGUUAUUGUGAAAACUUAUACUGAAAUGGAAGCAAAACUAUUUGUGUUGUUAGCACUUUGUUAUACAGUGUCCAGUGUUCCCAUAAACACUGGUUUCCUAUCUGAUGCAGUAGCUUCGAAUGAUCAUAUAAUCAUGAAGAGAUUUGUAAAUCCUUCAUUGCCGUUUGGGGAAUUUUCAAGAGAUAGUCUCAGUCGAGUACGAACAAGGAGAAGUGAGGAAGAAUGUGAAAAACUCAAUUUAUGCAAGUUGCACGCCAGAUCCCAACACAAUUUGAUGGCGGCAUUUCAAUUGUAUUUCGUCAACAAAGAGAACGCCAGACUUUGGGACCAUCGGGCUCAUACAAUAUCAGAGUGCUACCAACUCUACAGCUGCUAUAGAUAAUAAGAUUCCCUUGUUAUUUACUCAUUAAGACACAA